AUUGUAUAAUUAACCUUUUUGCGUUUUAAUUAUGCCUUUUAAACGUUCCCCCAUGCGCUAUGCGCACAUUAUGGGUUACACCAGCGUAGUUUACCAGGAGGAUGGGCAGUGCAUUAUCAGUGUAGGAUAUGAUGGAGAUAUACGUAUAUGGAAUGGAAUUGGAGAUGAUGAUCCUCCGACCAUCUGCGUUGGAGAACACGUUUGGGCAGUGCAACAGUACGGCGAUCGAGUGCUUAUUGCCACGGAUCUGAAUACCGUACAAGCCUACAAAUAUCCUUCCUUGGAUAAGGAUGGUAUAGAGUUUCGUUUUACUGCUUACGUGACCUGCCUGGCGAAAAAUAAACGGUUCAUUGUCGCUGGUUCCGAGGAUGCAACAAUCAAAGUGUUAUCGCUAGACGAUGGAGAACAGUUCGAGCUGGAGAAUCUUGGUGGUCCAGUGUUGAGUAUUGACGUAAGCAAACGUGAUCUGUUGGCCGCCAGUACCGGUGAUGGCAAAAUUCAUGUCUGGGACAUGAAAACCAAGGAACUGAAAAAAACAAUAGAAGGAUUGCCAAAGGUGAAAAGUUUUGAGGGCGUUAUGCAAUUUUCUUCUCCCUCAUUCGACCCGAAAACGGGAGCACUGCUUGCCUAUCCUAAUGAAAAGGAAGUAGUCGUUUUGAGCACAUCCAGCUGGGAGGUGGUUAAGAAAUACGUCCAUCCGAAACUGUCCACCAAGCUGACUGUGUGUAGUUUUUCUCCGAUGGGGGACUAUAUAGCGGCUGGGAGCGUAUCGGGUAUCGUUUGCAUUUGGGACUGUGAAACCAGCAAACCCGUAGAAGGUGAAAAUCCAUUCGAAGCAAACUCAAUCACGAAGUUAGUCUGGAAUCCCAAGAAUAAUGGCGAACUAGCGAUUUCGGACGGAAAUGGGCAGGUGGGCACGGUAACGGACAUUUUCAUCGAAACUGGCGAAGAGGACGUCGAUGGGGAAGAUAUUGUAUUGAUGGCCGAGAAGGAAGCUGAGAAUGACAAUGACGAUGGUUUCGAUGAUCUGUUCGCUGCACAUACUAAACCGGAUGAAAAGGACAGAGGCAAGAAAGUUUCGCAUGAUAAUAAACAUACUAAAUCGGAUGAAAUGGACAGUGACAACGAAGAGUCGGAUGACGCAUUAAACGAAAACUGUUUCGAGCUGGAAAAGCUAAAGUCUCAAAUUAUGGGCCCGACACAAAAAUCCGACGGUCCAAUGUCCGAUGCGGGAUUUGACGACGAUGAUGAACGUGAAACGAUGCACAGUGAGCGGCUGGUAGUGCCCAAGUCUUUCCCUCAGCAGUCCCCCUUUCAGCCUAGUUCUACACCAUACUCGCUGGAGCAUUGCUAUCUGGUGUAUAAUCACGUCGGAAUCGUGCGAAAACACGCGACCGACAAGGAGAACUCGAUUGAGGUAGAGUUUCACGAUGCCCAGCUUCAUCAUGGCAUUCAUUUGAACAAUUUCCUAAACCAUACGAUGGCAGGACUAAGCGAAACCGUACUAGCUAUGGCUUGUCCAAACGAAGAUGGAAACCCAAGCAAGAUCGUGUGCAUUAAUCAGGCUGCGUUUGGAAAGCGCGAGUGGACCUACACGAUGCCACGAUGUGAGGAAAUCAUAGCUGUUACCGCAUCGGAUAAGAUUGUUGUCGUCGCCACAGACAGCCGCUUGCUGCGAGUGUAUACGGCACGUGGAACCCAACGGGAAGUGAUUUCCGUAGCGGGACCAAUUGUCGCCCUCGCUGCGUACGGGGAUCACUUUCUAGUAGCGUAUCACAAUGCUCCGGCCAACGAGGACCAGCACAUCAGUUUGAUGAUAGUGACAUGUGUGAAUUUCAAGUUGCGCUGUCGUGAAGUGCGUGUACCUCUCUCAGCCGGGUCGGAGAUGCGAUGGAUUGGGUAUUCGGAUCGAGGAUCACCCGUUGUUUAUGAUAGUGCGGGUGUACUCAACAUUUACCAUGCCAACUACAACCUUUGGUUCCCGAUUUAUAAUGCUGAAAAUUUGCCAUCGAAAAACGCUUCAGAUAGUUUGUUCAUCGUCAAGGUUUCGGAAUCGACACAGGACGUGCAGCUGGUAUUGUGCCGUGGUGCCAAGUACCCACUAACAACUCCCAAACCUGUGCCGAUCAAUGUGCGAUUCAUUCUUCCUAUGUGUGAUCCAGAAAGCGAAAAAGAGUCUCUUGAGGAUGAGCUGGUGCGUUCGCUUUACCUCAAAGUAGAUGAUGCUGAUAAGUUAAUGAAGGAAACGGCAGUCAAACUGUUUGCGCUUGCUUGUAAAAAUGAGUGUGAACAGCGUGCGAAGGAGCUGGUGGAAACGAUUGCCUCGAGUCAGCUGAUUCCGCUGGUGAUUAAAUAUGCGAGCAAGAUUCGUCGGUAUCAUUUGGCAGAUAGUUUGGCACCCUUGUUGCCCACCUUUCAGGAUCUGGAAAUGCAGGAGGAAAAAUUGGAGCAGGAAAGCGUCCGAGAAAAUGCGGCCAUCGUAAACGAACUGCAGCACAUCAAUCUUGAGGCGAUCACUAAGAAAGAUAGCACACCGAAAAUAAAACCGCUUCCAGUUGGCACGAAAAAGCCGAACAACCCAUUCCGCAAAUCGACGCCAGCCGGGAACAACGAGGGUGGCAUAUCGUCACCCGCUUCGAGCUCGGGCCAUAACGAUGCCAACAGCAGCAGUAAUCCGUUGGAACAUUUGACCGGCAAAGCGAUUGGGUUUUCGGCCGCCCGCAACAGCAGUCCGAGCAUUGGCAGCAGCAGCAGCAGCAGGCUGACAUCGUCGAGCGACGGCGGACAGGACGAAAAUCGUCCACAGAACAGUGGCAUCUUUACGCCUGGUGGAGGCAUGAAGUUUCUACCUUGGUUUGAGCUAAACCGAGAAGAGUUGCAGAGACAGCAUCCGCAGACGACCGAAGCGGAACUCAUCAAAAUUGGUAUGCGUGAGUUCAAGACACAGCAGUCGAAAGGUCAACCGGGCACAUCAACCGCGGAAAGUGGAACACCCAAACGGAAACUUGAAGAAAACGAUCAGCCCGAAACUGGUGUGUCGAAAUUGGCAAAGUUUGGCUUCGUAAAGAAUGGUUAGCAACGUUAGGCACAAGGAGCCAUGAUGGAUGAUAAGAUUAUGUUAGUUAGCGCAUCAACAACUACUCGUAAGAACUGAAAGUACUAAAUCACGAUAGAAUCAUGUUUUUUUUAAACCAUUACUUUGUAGUCUCAUCGAAUGUUGCAUCGUUUAGAAGCAAUCAGAAAGAACGUCCGGAGUGAUUGGCGCAUCGUUAACCUCAAGGACAUUACUAUCGACAGCAGAGAGGCUCGACGGGAAUCGAUCGAAUA
Molecule: messenger RNA, 3327 nt
Organism: Anopheles funestus (African malaria mosquito)
Lineage: Eukaryota; Metazoa; Arthropoda; Insecta; Diptera; Culicidae
Gene: Ctf4
Product: WD repeat and HMG-box DNA-binding protein 1
Exons: 10
Coding region: 32-3076 (1014 amino acids)
Biological process (GO): DNA repair; DNA-templated DNA replication; mitotic cell cycle
Cellular component (GO): nuclear replication fork
Molecular function (GO): protein binding; chromatin binding
Source: RefSeq, a predicted model, not a curated record